This is a messenger RNA of Rhinolophus ferrumequinum (greater horseshoe bat), 3187 nucleotides long. It is a transcript of the gene FAAP100, whose product is annotated as FA core complex associated protein 100. Gene Ontology annotation, biological process: interstrand cross-link repair. NCBI's taxonomy places the organism in Eukaryota, Metazoa, Chordata, Mammalia, Chiroptera, Rhinolophidae. Gene Ontology annotation, cellular component: Fanconi anaemia nuclear complex; nucleoplasm. The coding region runs from base 103 to 2724 and encodes 873 amino acids. The transcript is spliced from 10 exons. The record is from RefSeq and is a predicted model, not a curated record.
GGCGGUGGCCGCGCCACGACGUGGGCGGCCGUACAGCGCCCCGCACCCUCGCGGGGAGGCGGAGCGGCUUCUCCCACGCCCCCCUCGCGUCUGGCCCGCACCAUGGCCGACCUCGCUGCGCGCGUCGACUACUUGGCGGGCUUCUGCUGCCCGCUCGGGGGCCUACCGGCGGGCAAGGCCCGCGUGCUGGGCCACGGGGUGGAGAUCUUCCUGUCCACCGGGAGGGAGCUGGUCUACGUCUACGAUCGCGAGGGGAGGCUGCUGACCGCGGUGUACAAGUUUCCUGGUCAGGUGUGGCACUUGGAGGCUCUGGCCCUGCGCAGGGCGCUCUACGUCCUGUGCGCCCGGACGGGCAUCUAUUGCUUGUCUUUGGACCAAGCGAGCAAGUCUGUGAACCAGAAUGGUGGGACUGAUGAAGAGAGGGAGCCCCCUUAUCCUGUGAUCCCCGUGGACCCAGACACCUGUGUCCUUCCUGACGCCACACUGUGUGCUUUCACUGUGCUGGACUCCGUGCUCGUCACACUGGCGCAGGGCCCCACCCAGUGGAAGGUGCAGCUGUUCGAGUGUCCCUGUCCAGGGGAGGACCCCAGGCCCAGAGGCCUCAUCGGUGAGGUGGAGUUGUCCACCUACACCCCCCAAGCUGGGAGCCCAGGGCAGCCUGGGGCCCCCCGCUUCCCCCCAGUCCUGUGCUGUGUGUCACCCCCAGGCUCUGGGGCCCUGCACGGACCCUUUCGGGGUCCUGGGGGCUUCACACUGGAGGGGGCCCUCUUUGGGCUACUCUUUGGAGCUGACCCCUCCCUCCUGGAAUCACCUGUGAUCGUCUGUGGUCUACCCGAUGGCCAGCUCUGCUCUGUGGUCCUGAAGACCCUGGUCACCUCUCAGUCAGCCCCUGGUGACCCGAAGGCCCUUGUCAAGAUCCUCCAUCACCUGGAGGAGCCCGUCAUCUUCAUCGGGGCCUUGAGGACAGAGCCACUGGCUGAGGAUGUGGAGGACCCGUACUCUGACUGCCUGGUGGCGCUUGGUCACCAUGGCCGGACACUGGCCAUCAAGGCCAGCUGUAACGAGGCAGGGAACCUGGUGCCAGAGCUCCGGGAGUACUGCCUGCCAGGGCCCGUGCUCUGUGCAGCAUGCUGCAGGGACGGCCGUGUAUACCACAGCACCCCCUCCAACCUCUGUGUGGUGGACCUGGCUCAGGGAGGUGCCCACAAGGACCCCAUGCAGCCCGACGGGGGCCCACGAGGCCUGCCCUCUCUGCUGUGUCCAGCCAGCUUAAGUGUCUGCAGUGUCGUCACUCUCUGUGUGUCAUCUAGCAUGGCUGAAGGUGGUGUUGAGCUCCUGGCGUUGUCUGCCAAAGGCCGCUUAAUGACCUGCAGCCUGGACCUGGGCUCUGAGACACCUCGCCCCACCAGAGUGACCGCAGCGAACGCUGGCCGCAAAAUUAAGGAGCUGCUCUGUGGAAUUGGCACGGUCUCCGAGAGAGUAUCUUCUCUGAAGAAGGCGGUUGACCAGCGGAACAGGGCCCUGACGUGUCUCAACGAAGCCAUGCAUGUGGGCUGUGCCCUGCUGUCCCCCCAGGAGGGCCCCCGGCCCAUCUCGUGCUCCAUCACCACCUCCUGGCUCCGCCUAGGGCUGCGUGACCUGCUCACCGCCAACUGCCUGCUGGACAACAGCAGUGGCUUCCGCCUGGACCGGGGCUGGACUUUGUGUAUCCAGGUGCUCUCCAGCCCCCACGCCUCAGAGCUGGACUCGGCCAGCCCGGCUGUGACCUAUACCAUGCCCAUGGACCGGCUCGGUCCCGGUGGUCGGCAGGAGGUGACACUAACCCUGGGCCCUGGCGAGGACGGCGUGCUCAACCUGCCCGUGACUGUGUCCUGCGCACUCUUCUACAACCUCAGGGAGGUUGUAGGCGGGGCCCUGGCCCCCUCUGACUCUUUCAAGGACACCUCCUUGGAUGAGUGCCCCCCAGACGUCCUGCCCGGGCAGGAGGGCAUCUGCCUGCCCCUGAGCGAGCACAUGGUGGACAUGCUGCACGGCCUGCGCUUCUCCGGCCUGUCCGUGCCCCAUACGCAGGCCCCCGGCCCUCUCGGCCCUGCCAGCCACCCUGUGAACACCUUCCUGGCAACUUGCCGCAGGCUAGACAGUGAGCAGGCAGAACCCACGUCCCUGCGGGCCAAGCACCUGCCCCCGGCAGUGGCUGCAAUCAGGGUGUCGGCAGAGCUGCUCAGGGCCGCCUUGGGGGACAGUUACUCAGGCGUGUCCCUGUGCUGUGCCACCCUUCAGUGGCUCCUCGCCGAGAAUGCCACCGCAGAUGUCGUGAGGGCUCAAGCACUGUCCUCUGUCCAGGGAGUGGCCCCAGAUGGCACUGACGUCCAACUCACCGUCCAUGAGCUGGCCGUGACCGACCUGUGCCCAGAGGGGCCCGUCCAGGCCGUGGAGAUCCAGGUGGAGAGCCCCUCUCUGGCCAACAUGUGCAUGGCCCACCACGCUGUCAUCAGACGCAUGCAGAGGAUGGUCCUGGAACAGGCUGCCCGGGGCUCCAACCCACCUGACGUCCGCAUGCAGUAUUUGCACCAGAUCCAAGCCAACCACGAGAUGCUGCUGCGAGAGGUGCAGACGCUGCGUGACCGACUGUGCACGGAGGACGAAGCCCGCUCCUGUGCCACGGCCGAGAGGCUCCUGCAGGUGCACAGGGAGCUCCGCAGCCCCAGCCUCCUGCUGCUGUGACACCAGCUGCCCACAGCCUCCGCUCUGUUGCUGCUGUGUGGUCUCCCACCCAGUGCGCUCAGGUUGAUUCAGCGAUGUCCCCUCCACUGAGAAGCCUGGCCCAGAGCAUGGGGUGCAGACCCCAGGGCAGGAGCGGUGUUGCCCCAGCGGCUUGCGAAGGUCAUGGAGAGACACGGCUCAGGCCAGGACUUGGGGGGGUUUGGAUCUGGCUGUUGCUGUUCCUGGAGGCACCUGCUCGGAGCGCCUCAGCCCUGCCUGCACUGCUGGGGUCACCAAGUGGGAGAUGUACCCUGUAGCCAAAGCACAAAGACAAAGGGGGUGCUCCUGGGUGACACUUGGGCUGGGGCUACAGCAUUUCCAGGGCCCUUCGGGGGUGGGCCCCACGGUGUUGGUCUUUUCCGUUUGCUGAGGUGACUCUUGGGUCUGAAGGCCCCUGCUGCCAUGACAACUGACCCUUUCUGUU